This is a messenger RNA of Ceraceosorus bombacis, 831 nucleotides long. The record is from the annotation of a GenBank genome assembly. Lineage: Eukaryota; Fungi; Basidiomycota; Exobasidiomycetes; Ceraceosorales; Ceraceosoraceae.
CCGCACGCAUUCCCUCGAGCGGCGCUGCAUUUCAAGCUGAUGACAAUCGCAUCACUCCAACUUUGUUCGAGCAGCGUCUAACCGAGUCUAGUGUGCCCGUCUGCGUGCGCCCGCAAAGGCUUUGCGCAUUGCUUUGGUGUAGUCAGACCGCCACCGCUAGCCGAAUGAGUUUGACGCUGAUACAUGCGUGGGCCCGCGCCGCCCCGACAUGCUCGCCACUGGCAAGGACAAGGGCCAAGGACCACCUUUUCCAUGCGACUGGAAAUGGCAAGGAGGUUGGCGACGCUGCAGUGCCACGCGAGCAAAUUGCCCUGUACGGACAUGCCUGUGAACAAUUUCAGCGGUCUGGGACACGAAGCUGGUGCACAAGCGUUGCAGGCAUUGCGCGAGGCCCAAGAGGCGGCAAUCCAGACACCGAUUCCUGAUUGUAUUUCAAGCGAGCUUGGCAUCCAAGCUUGAUUUCACCAGCUCUUCAGCUUCACUGCCACUUUCUCACUUUAGUGUUCUCACUCUGCAUGGGCGCAUGAUGUAGGCGUCCAAGGAGAACCGCAAUGACAACACUGGACGUAAAGGGCAAGCAGACAACGCAACGCCCACAGCCAAAUGACAAGCGCUUGGAUGAAGCAAUGGCGUUGACCGAGGUCGAGACUCACCACGCACCACGCGGCUCCAGCAAGCGGUAUAAAUCCACCCACCCGCCUUCAGCGCCCAACAUCCCAUUCGUGAUUUGAGCACAUUGAUUCUUCACCUCAAAGCGCACUCAGCUGGCUCUGGUGCGCUCGCCGCUGUUGCAUAUUUUUAACUUUCCUCUUCUUUGCACACCACGCCACG